Molecule: messenger RNA, 1009 nt
Organism: Naegleria gruberi
Lineage: Eukaryota; Heterolobosea; Eutetramitea; Acrasida; Naegleriidae
Exons: 2
Coding region: 11-934 (307 amino acids)
Biological process (GO): mitotic cell cycle; peptidyl-serine dephosphorylation
Cellular component (GO): cytosol
Molecular function (GO): protein serine/threonine phosphatase activity
Source: RefSeq, a predicted model, not a curated record
CUUUUAAAAAAUGGCAGACUUGGAUAAAUGUAUUGAACAAUUACAUAGAGGGGAACAUCUUUCAGAAGCAGACGUAAAGAAAAUCUGCAGUAUGGCCAAAGAAUACUUUUCGCAAGUAAAAAAUGUGAUCUGUGUAGAAUCACCUGUGACAGUAUGCGGAGAUAUCCACGGUCAAUUCUUUGAUUUGAUUGAGUUAUUCAAGAUUGGUGGCGAAUCACCGAAUACAAAUUACUUGUUUUUGGGAGACUAUGUAGACAGAGGAUAUCACAGCGUAGAGGUUGUUACUCUUUUACUCUGUCUUAAAUUAAGAUACAAAAAUCGUCUUCACAUGUUGAGAGGAAAUCACGAAAGCAGACAAAUAACACAAGUUUACGGAUUCUACGAUGAAUGUGUGAGGAAAUAUGGAAGUGAAUCUGUUUGGAAAAUGUUAACAGAUGUUUUUGAUUAUUUACCACUUGCAGCUGAAAUCGAUAAGCAAAUUUUCUGUGUCCAUGGUGGUCUUUCUCCUUCAAUAGACUCUCUUGAUCAUAUUCGUACUUUGGAUAGAGUACAAGAAAUUCCACUUGAUGGUCCAAUGUGCGAUUUGAUGUGGUCUGACCCAGACGAACGAAGCAGUUGGGGAAUUUCUCCAAGAGGUGCUGGCUAUACAUUCGGUCAAGAUGUCAGCGAACAAUUCAAUCACAAUAACGAUUUAACAAUGGUGGCUCGUGCUCACCAAUUGGUUAUGGAAGGUUACAAUUGGUGUCAUGAUGGUAAUGUUGUUACCAUCUUUUCAGCUCCAAAUUAUUGUUAUAGAUGUGGUAAUAAGGCUGCCAUUAUGGAAGUCGAUGACCUUUUGAACUGUAGUUUCCUUCAAUUCGAUCCAGCUCCUCGUUCCGAGAAUAGUACAACAUCAGGAGGACAAAAGAAGAUCACUCCAGAAUACUUUUUGUAAAUAUAGGCAUUAUGCCCUCUAGAUUGAAGCAUGUAAUAUUCCAAAUAAAAGUUUAAUAAUUUCAAAUUUUAUCAC